Molecule: messenger RNA, 531 nt
Organism: Bipolaris maydis ATCC 48331
Lineage: Eukaryota; Fungi; Ascomycota; Dothideomycetes; Pleosporales; Pleosporaceae
Source: RefSeq, a predicted model, not a curated record
AUGGCACCAUGCAAGAUGAAGAAGGCCGCAAAGACCAAGCGAAUCUCGUCAAAAGUCAAGCGCAACACAAGAAGCCAUCACACAAGCACAGCACCGCAAAAAUCUCCUUCACAAAACACACACAUCAAGCAAGAAGAAGGCGAAAAAACUUCCUUCACAACCCUCCACUACCCCAAAACGCCCCUCAACUCCGUCCACCCCCUCUCCAUGUCACAAGUCCGAAACUCAAUUCGGCGCGCAGAAUUCAAAGAAUACAUUGCGUUGGGCAUUACACCAUUGGAAGGGAAAGGAAGCGGAAUUGCACAAGGGGCUCAGGGCACCACCAAUCUUCUCGUCGAUGAAGGAGUCGAAGAAGAACUAGCAAGAACAUGGCAAGACUGCCGAAACGAUCAGGAAAGUAAUGGGUUAAAGUGGCUUAGGGAGAGGCUAUGGGGCAAAGGAAGAUGGGCAGUUCGCAUGGAGGAAGAAGACGAUUUGUUAUAUGUAGUUUCUGCAUUAGGAGAAGAGGAGUGGCGAGCACUCUGGGCCUGA